Messenger RNA from Oncorhynchus kisutch (coho salmon), 2397 nucleotides. Its product is annotated as COP9 signalosome complex subunit 7a. Gene Ontology annotation, biological process: COP9 signalosome assembly. The transcript has 7 exons. Gene Ontology annotation, cellular component: COP9 signalosome. The coding region runs from base 1053 to 1862 and encodes 269 amino acids. Lineage: Eukaryota; Metazoa; Chordata; Actinopteri; Salmoniformes; Salmonidae. The record is from RefSeq and is a predicted model, not a curated record.
CGGAACUGAGGGAUUCGGGGGACAGGCUAUCAAUUUGAGUUAGCUUACCAAUAAGAUGGAGGUAGAGCAGCUCCUCUCUCUCUCAGGCCCGGCGUUGGCCCAGGCAAUAAGUUCUCUGCUGGAGACACCAGGCCUCUACGUGUUCUCAGACAUCCUUGAGCUGCCCAACGUCAGAGAGCUGGAGACAGGCCCGCACGCUCCAGUGUAUCAGCUACUCAACCUCUUCGCCUAUGGAACCUACUGUGACUAUAAAGGUACGAGCGUGGCAGGCAGCGGUGCUGUGUGAAUAAGUCAUGUAGUGGCCCUGGAGCUGUUUUAUUAUUAGCAGUAUUUCUCUCCCUGCUCAUCGGCCCUGCAGGCCAGGCAACUCAUCAAUGUCGUAGGUUGUCACAGCCCCCGAUCAUUUACAGAGUCAACCACAAGACUUUAUUUGACCCUAUACGAGGAGCCAAGUGACAAUGUUUGGCACGGCAGAGGUUGCGUCCCCAAUAACCUCUCCUUUCUCCAGAAGUAUGCACUUGUUCACUUUCCUUCGGGGAUUUGGAAUUAAAGAACUGGUAUAUGAAAACUCCCGCUUGCAUUCCUGGUGGAAAAAAAUGGGGUCCCCAGAACUUCUGGUGGAAUAAAUGGGGUGCCUGCCGAAACAGUUGACUAUCACUGCUUUAGCCUGCCUACACCAAUCCAAUGCUUUUACAUUUGUGGGGAAUAGUGAACAAGUGCACACUUUAGGAGGAAGGUGAGCUCAUUGGGACUCAACCAGGGACAGACUUCUCUGAUGUUUUGUUAGACAUUCAUAGUGGUUGCAAUUUCACAAACUGCCAAAUGAAAUCCUGAAUGCCCUUUGAAAUACCGGAAUAUGUAAAGGACUUGUCAUUCUUUAGCAACACAUUUAUGUAACAAGACUUCAAUAAGAGACGAGCAAAACGGAAGAGAGAAAUACAAAUCUUGUUAUGUCAACACAUACCGUAUUCACUUUCAUAGUGCUUUUUAGAAUUGCAAAAUGGAACACAGAUGAAUACUCUUUUUUUUUCUUUUUUUUUUAAAGCAUCCACAUGCGCAGGCUCACACACACACUCAAAAUAUUUUUCAUUGUAUUCCCUUCUGUAAUUCAGCAGGCAGCAGCAGUUUCUGCCUGGACAGAGCCUGUACGCUUCUUUGUAGGGAUGUUUCCCUGUCAUAAUGUGUCUCCUUUCUGUUGCUCUUUCGCUGUCUCUUUCUUUUCCUUGUCUGUUUGUGGUAUGUUAAUUCUUUCAGAGAGGGCAGCCUCUCUCCCAGAGUUGACCCCAGCCCAGAGGAACAAACUCCGUCACCUCUCCAUCAUCAGUCUGGCAUCUAAUCUCAAGUGCCUGCCCUACUCCCUGCUCCUGCAGCAGCUGGAGCUGAAGAAUGUGCGGGAGCUGGAGGACCUGCUGAUUGAGGCGGUCUACUGUGACAUCAUUCAGGGCAAGCUGGACCAGAGGAACCAGCAGGUGGAGGUGGACUGCAGCGUGGGCCGAGACCUGGGGCCCAAUGAGCUGCCCAACAUAGCCAACACACUGCAGGAGUGGUGUUCAGGGUGUGAGGCGGUCCUGUGUGGGAUCGAGGAGCAGGUAACCAGAGCCAACCAAUACAGAGAGAGCCAGCUGAAGGUCAAAGUUCAGGUGGAGACAGAGGUGUCAAACCUCCAGAAAACGCUAAAGGCCAGCUCCGCCUCACCGUCGUCCGGCCCCGCUGCCGCUGGAGCCGCAUCCAAUCAGGAUGCAGACCAGCCGGCCGAGCCACGAGACCCCGCCUCCUCUCAGGAACCACGGCAACCGGGCAAGAAGAGUUCAAAGGUCAAAGGGCUCCGUGGAAGUGGGAAGAUCUGGUCCAAGUCCAACUGAAGGCAGAGAGACCCCACUGAUCCGCUGUCAGAUGCAUGGACUGAGACACAGGCUGACAGACACAUAGACCCACACAGACUCAUAGACCGAUAAUGUGACCCGUGCACAGACAGACACUGAGAUUAACACACACCUUCACACAUCCAUGCACGCACGGAAACACACACACAUAUAUACAGACACCGAGUCCGACAGACACACUGUCAGUGAGUGAUAGACUUGACACCCAUUCUGAUAGGUGUGUACACACAACCAGACAGACGGACUAUCUGCACUGUGUAUAUACACAGACCCAAACCCAUUCUAACAUGUACACAGAGACAGAGACAGAGAAUAAUCUGCUCUGGGCAGAGCUUUGCUGCUGUCGGGAGAAGCAGCGCCACGGGCACUGAAACCGAAUGUGUGUAUUUGAUGUAUUCUAUUGUGUUACACUUUUUGUUAGUAUUUUUUUUUUCUGCUGAGGAUUGAGUUGAGACGUGUAUAAAAUCAGGAUAUGAAUUGUUGGUAAUAAAUUGAACCCCCUCUAUUCAUUUUA